CCCGCCGCGAGCGGGAAGGAGGCGUGUGCCCGCGGCGCGGCCCCGAGGCGUGUGCGCGGCCAUGUGCGGUUAGCGCGGCGCGCUCUGUCCUCCUUUUCCCGGCCGCGACCCUCUGAGCCCCUCGAGUCCGGGUAAAGUGAACAGAGUUAUCUGUGACAUUCCAUCAGGCACCUUUAUGUAAGGAAGUCGUACUGUAAUAACUCGCCAUGGCGUAUGGAUUGCCAAGAAAGAACACAGUGAAAACCAUUUUGCGGGGCAGUUGUUAUAAUGUACAGGAACCUUGGGAUCUUGCACUGCUUGCAAAGAACUGGUACACAAACCUAGCCAAUAUCAAGUUGCCUUUCUUGGAAGAAAUUUCAUUUGGUGGUUCUGUGCAGCUCACAAAAUGUAACACCGUUAAAGAUGGACUGCUCCCUUCUGCAGAAUCCAUCAAACUCGAAAGGGAGUAUGAAGUGAAGCGUCUUUGUAAACUGAAAUGUCAAGAAAAUACAUCUGAGGAAAUUAAGCUUCUCCUGAGGGAAAGGCCAGCCGGUUUGAGAAGACCUCUUCCAUCUAAAUGACA
Messenger RNA from Mandrillus leucophaeus (drill), 562 nucleotides. Its product is annotated as chromosome unknown open reading frame, human C4orf36. The record is from RefSeq and is a predicted model, not a curated record. NCBI's taxonomy places the organism in Eukaryota, Metazoa, Chordata, Mammalia, Primates, Cercopithecidae. The transcript has 4 exons. The coding region runs from base 207 to 560 and encodes 117 amino acids.